Galleria mellonella (greater wax moth) is the source of this 2963-nucleotide messenger RNA. Its product is annotated as DNA-binding protein D-ETS-4-like. The record is from RefSeq and is a predicted model, not a curated record. Bases 427 to 1917 code for a protein of 496 amino acids. Gene Ontology annotation, biological process: regulation of transcription by RNA polymerase II; cell differentiation. Gene Ontology annotation, cellular component: nucleus. Lineage: Eukaryota; Metazoa; Arthropoda; Insecta; Lepidoptera; Pyralidae. The transcript is spliced from 6 exons. Gene Ontology annotation, molecular function: sequence-specific DNA binding; DNA-binding transcription factor activity, RNA polymerase II-specific.
UUUUAAAACAUAUCAUAGUUCCGAUGUAGGUUCUAUUAAAAGUUCGAUAUUAGUUCAGUCGGAGCGUACUUCCCGUGGUGACGCAGGCGUUCAUUGAGCCAAAGGCUUCGUGCGCCGACGCAGAGCUCAGUGGCUGUGUGAACUAUCCGACGCGCACACGCACUCAUGUCCAAAAAGCCUUCGUGUUACUUCAUUCAAUCAAUGUAACUAAACAAAGUGUGCAACGUACAUCAAAUACGGGCCGUGAUAAGAGGGCAACGCGAAAUCAUCCACCCGCCGGCGAUAUAACCUCAAACCCUGACGUUUCAAGACAUGGACGCAACGUCAAAGGUGCAUCAACCCCACAGCUUUGAUAUACGGAGGUGACUGUGUGAGUGCGGUUUUUGAUAAAGUUUUCAUUCGAAGUGCUCGAUUCAUUGACUUAAUAUGGAGGGUGAAAGUAUGCAGUAUCAAAUGCCACAGACAGUACCGAGGUCCGGGUGUAGCCCGCCGUCUGCGUCACAGGGCGAGAGGGCGGUCCCCGCCUCCCCCGCCGACAUUCAUCACCUCCUUCGCCUCCUGGGGGCUGCAUCACCUCCAGAAUCGAUGCUGCACUCUCCUCCAAACCCGCACACCAAACCUCCCCCACCUUAUCCAGAAGACAACAACGUCUUCUUAGAACGCCUCUACGAUUUUGAGGGAUAUCACACUCCAUCUCCGUCAUCGGAUGACACAAUCCCAACAGUGGCUUUACAGCCGGCCUCACCUUACCAUUGCCUCCCGUACAACUCUCCGUCAGUCUACAUAAAGGAAGAACCAAACAGACUGGCUGUUCCAGGAUUCGCAUCGCCCUACCCCCUCUCGCCUUCUGGAUCUUGCGCAUCUUACGGCAGCCAAAAUCAUUACAACCAUUCACCAGUCCCACAACACGAGGAGUACAUUGAUAUCGAAGAGCUUCUAAAAGAAAAUCAAAUACUGCAAGAGAGCGUUCAACAGAAUUAUAUCACGCCAAAAAUUGAGGUCGAAGAGCCGAGAGAUCAUAUCCUUCUACGAUCAGCUCUCGAAGAUACCACUUUCCAGAAAAGAUUGAAUCUGAAACCUAUUCCUUUAGAAUUAGGCGCUGUCAAAAUGGAAGAGAGCAGCGGGGGUGACGAAACAUUGGUAGCACCAGAUAUUGACCGCGUACUGUCAAUGGCCAUCGAGCAGUCGAAGAGAGAUGUGGACAACACUUGCACAGUACUAGGAAUCUCGCCAGAUCCUAUGCUCUGGAGUACAGCGGACGUGAAGUCUUGGGUGAUGUUCACACUGCAGCACUUUAACCUACCGAUGGUUCCAGCAGAAUAUUUCGCGAUGGACGGAGCGGCUCUAGUUGCACUAACAGAAGACGAUUUCAACCAGAGAGCACCACAAGCUGGUAGUACAUUAUAUGCCCAAUUGGAGAUAUGGAAGGCUGCCCGCCACGAAGCCUGGCGGUCGUCACAAUGGUCCGAACAACAACAACAACAGCAGCAGCAACAACAACAACAUCAGCAACAACAAUCAACAACAGACAAGCAGACGCCAGCUGGUCUACCUUCAGUUGAUGACAUGAGUGACGAUGAAGACUCCGAGUCAGCAGGAACGAGCUCAGGAACAGCUGGCGGGAAAGCCAAGUCAGGGAGCACGCACAUACAUUUAUGGCAGUUCCUUAAGGAACUACUAGCCUCGCCUCAUAUACAUGGGUCUGCAAUUCGGUGGUUAGAUCGAAGUAACGGUGUUUUCAAGAUUGAAGAUUCAGUACGUGUGGCGAGGCUCUGGGGAAAGAGAAAGAACCGACCAGCGAUGAACUACGACAAACUGUCGAGGAGCAUAAGGCAGUAUUACAAGAAGGGCAUAAUGAAGAAAACGGAACGGAGUCAGAGGCUUGUCUAUCAGUUUUGUCACCCGUACUCGUUAUAAAUACUCUGUCGCAAUAAUUCUAGUUUUUAAGUUAAUUGUAAAUAUUUAUAAAUUGUAAAUAUAAGAACGUACGCACCGCGGUAAUGCGGGCUGAACGACAGCUCGUUCGGUUUUACGUGAAAACGCAAAACCGAACGCAGUUCUCUUGUUUGUUGACGACCGAAUUUCCGUUCGUUCGGAGUCUGCCUUCGGACUGCGGAUUAAUAGGCGCCGUAAACUAUCCCUCCAUAUAAUUCGAGAAAGGUAAUUUUCUCUAGAAUUAUAUUGGACGGGACUUUUCGCUGUAUGCGUUAGUUGUUAAGGUUUUUUUUUACCAGCGACUAGACGAUGGCGAUCUUUCGAUAUAACUAUACGAAUCGUAACGAUUUAAAAAAAAACACCGCUGUCGUCGAAAGCUGGUAAUGUUUAUCCCAUAUAUCUAUGAUAUAUUUCUAGUAUGUUCUAUGAACUUUUAGGUAUUAAGUGUUGUAAAUAAAUGUAAUAUUAUUGUCGUAUAUAAAAUAAAAUAAAAAAAAACUAAAAAAAUCCGUAAUGUAAUGUGCAUUCGGUAACAUAUGUUUAUUCACUCUUGAUGCCUGCGGGGGUAAUCUAUGGUAUGUACUCAAGAUUGUGAUGUAAAAAGAGAUUAAAUAUUUCCAUAAUAACUAAGUUAAUAUAGAUUUAUUGUGAAUCUUUUUGAAAACAUUUUUUUUUUAUAUUAAAAUAAUGGCGAGUGACGUCAAUUUUGUAAUGUAAUAUAGAUUAUAUAAGAUAUUUAAGGCGGAAACGAUUAAAUUUCGAAAUUGAAAAUUUUGUGCCAAAUAGACGUGUAUGGUAUUUAUUGGGGACAAAAUUUGGUUGUAUUGUGAUUAUUUGGACCCGCCGAUGUUAAUAUUGGUUUGUAUAAACAGUUGCAAUAACGGUGGUGGUUUAUUGUUAAGGAAUUAUAAUUUACGUGUACGUAGCGCAGUUAGCGCGGUAAAGUUAAUUAAAUUAAUAUAAUUAUUGGACCAAACUAAUAUAGAAAGUAAUGUAUGAAUUUGCCACAAUAAAAUUUAUUGGCCAUA